AUGCCAGGUAGUCAAGCCCAGGGUCAGGUAGCCAGCAGCUAUGCCAAGGUCCACAUAAGAAGGGGGAGCAGGAGGGCUGGUUCUGCAGUGUCCCCUGCUGCUGCUGCCGGCAGGGGGGCGGUGCUUCUGGGAGGAGACGAGAUCGAGGCUGCUCUUAGUGAGGUCAGUGAAGAUGAUCUGCUGCUGCUGGCUGGAGAUUCUACAGAGACCCUGGACCCGCUGUCUUGUCCCCUGCUCCCCUCCGGGGUUGUAGCAGGUGUUGGCGUCAGCGGGGUCCGGUCGCCGCCACUGUCCGUCCAAGCCGCUGGUGGGGCGAAUUCUGCUGCUGCGGAGUCGUCGGACGGGGUCCCCCCGGUCCUUUCCUUGGAAGAUGUGUCUGUCGCCCGUGAUGUCCGGAGUCGCCCUUCUUCUGGAGUUACGGCCGCUGGUUCCGAGCCGGUGAGGUCGGGUGGAGCGGCUGGGCUUGUCUGGAUUGUCGGCCAUUCGUAUGUGACGCGUGGGGCAGUGAGGGCAGGGGUUCGGCCGGCGGGCAGACAGUUGGGAUUGGACGGUUCGGUGGCCCAGGUUCGCUGGUUGGGAAAGGGGGGCAUGAGGUGGUCAGAACUGUUGUCCAGGGUCCAGUUCUUUGUUCAGCUGGACCGGUCCCCAGAUAUAUUGGUGGUCCAUUUAGGUGGGAAUGAUUUGGGUGUGCGCAGGUCUCGGGAUUUGAUCAGGGACAUUAAACUGGACCUGUUGCGUUUGUGGUCCUCUUUCCCGGAUUUGGUCCUGGUGUGGUCCGAGAUGGUUGCCAGGCAGAAGUGGAGGCAGGCUCGGUCGGUGGUAGCAAUUAACAAGGCGAGGAUUAAGGUGAAUAAGGCGGUGAGUAAGUUCGUGGCCAGGAAUGGUGGUUUGGUGGCGCGACACCGGGAUUUGGAGGAAGGGGGUGCGGAUUUUGUGGCCUCGGAUGGUAUUCAUCUUAAUGGGAUGGGUAUGGAUUUGUGGCUUCUUGAGUUGAAGGAGACAGUGGAGAGGGCAUUGAGGCUGUGGAGGAACGGGGACAAGUAAGGGGUCACUUGUCCCCGUUGUGGCGGGGUCAGGAGAGGAAUCUGGGGAGGCACCAGUGGAUGGGCAUGGUAUGUUGGAUGGUGUGGAGGUGGGCUGGGAGCGGUUCCCAGCCAGAAGGUGGAAUUCGGGUUGGUGGGCUUCACAAAAUGGUGCUCCUGUGCAGGUGAGCUACGGCUAGGAGCAAGUGAAGAUCCCAUCACCUGUGGUCUGGUAACGGUGCCCCUCAGGUUCUUCUCCUGCGCUAAUAGACAUCCUAAUGUUAGGACAGGUUAUAUUGUUAUGUAUGACGUUCAUACAUCGGUUUACAAUGUUGUAAUUGAUUAUUUAUGUUAUUUAAUAAAUGGGCUGCUGUGGCCUUUGUUUAACCAACACAUGUCUUAUGUCAUUUAUGGGAGGGAAUAAGCUAAAAUUAAGUUAAAGGUGUUAAAUGAUAGAUGAU
Messenger RNA from Hyla sarda, 1483 nucleotides. RefSeq lists its product as uncharacterized. The record is from RefSeq and is a predicted model, not a curated record. The coding region runs from base 1 to 1044 and encodes 347 amino acids. The transcript has 3 exons. NCBI's taxonomy places the organism in Eukaryota, Metazoa, Chordata, Amphibia, Anura, Hylidae.